Molecule: messenger RNA, 639 nt
Organism: Rhagoletis pomonella (apple maggot)
Lineage: Eukaryota; Metazoa; Arthropoda; Insecta; Diptera; Tephritidae
Exons: 1
Coding region: 1-639 (212 amino acids)
Source: RefSeq, a predicted model, not a curated record
AUGCGAAUUAUUUCUUCAGUGACAAGUUCGACAUUAUUUCUCGCCUUGAUAAUAGCAUGCCGCGCUGAUAGCGACGAAAGUGAUGAAAGCGGCGAACGAAACACAAAAAUCUUCGACAGGAUUACCUCGCUGCUUUAUCGAACUACUAAAAAUCAUGGGCAUCAUCAAGACGGACCUGGCAGCCUAAGGCAUCCUUAUCUAUACAUGGGAUUUCCAUACUAUAUUGGAGCAGGGCCAUAUAUGCCAGCGGAAUAUCAGAGGACACCACCACAAGGACAUCCAUCUGUAGCUUAUAGCGCUCCACAGCCGGCACCAGGCGCUAAUACAUUUAAUGUUGCACAGCUACCCAACAAUGCAAAUCCAAACUAUUCCCUAUAUCCAAAUUACCCUGCAUACCCGAGUGUUCCCACAUAUAAUCCAUAUCCAAGCAUACCAACGCAGGCGUAUUCAUCAGAUAAAAAACACCGUCAUCGCCAUUCAUCAGAGGAAGAUUCAGAAGAGCGUAACUAUUCCAGAGGACAACAUGAUUCAGGAAACGGUGUUAGUUCUAUGGAUCAUUCGCUAAAAUCAAAUACUGAAUAUCAAGAAACGGGGCAUUUCUUUGGCCCAUAUCAAGGACGUCCGUUAGGCUUACAAUAA